AUGAAUCCGCGCUUCAUUCCACCUGCCCGGCAUGCCUCAACGGGCCGCAGCCGGGUCAAUAGCCGCAGCCGACCUGCAGAGUCUCUGUUUGCAGAGUCCCCAGCAUCACAAACGCGGCGAAAGUUAGAAGAGUUGGCCAUUGAAUUGGGUGCAAAGAAUUCAGGAGCUGCAACCUCGCAGAUCUCGCCAGGUCAGAGAGACUCAGCACUGGCCAGCUCUUCGUCUGGAAUGGCAGUCAUGAACAAGACAGAAGAACUCCGUAAGGAGAGAUUGCAGAAAGCAAUUGCAGGAACUGCCCAGCCAAAAAGUAAGCCGAAGAUGCCAAUAGCAGCUCUUCAUGAAAGACCCGAUCGCACGCCUUCAUUCAGCCAGCCUGCGCCAAAACUGGGACAGAUACUUGGUAUCGUUUGA
This is a messenger RNA of Cladocopium goreaui, 411 nucleotides long. NCBI's taxonomy places the organism in Eukaryota, Dinophyceae, Suessiales, Symbiodiniaceae. The record is from the annotation of a GenBank genome assembly.